UUUCCUCAAAACUCUCCUUUUGGGAUCCCUCGAUUGCACGAUUUCGAGGCGAUUUCCGUCAGCAUAAGUACAUCUCCUGCGUUAGGGUUCGUCUGGCGUUCCGAAGAGGAAAGGUGUCUUUUUUUCGUUGCCUGUUUGAUUUGAAUCCCGAAAGGAGAGUUAGAAAUGGACCAUGAUGAAACUGGAUGCCAAGCCCCUGAAUGCCCAAUUCUUUGCAUCAACAAUUGUGGUUUUUUUGGAACUGCCGCGACCAUGAACAUGUGCUCCAAAUGCCACAGGGAGAUGAUUCUUAAGCAGGAACGGGAAAAGCUGGCACAAUCCUCAAUUGAUAGCUUUGUCAAUGGCAGUGGUAGCGGGAAGGAACCCAUUGUUGUGGGCAAUACUGAUGCAUUUGUGAACUCUGCUGAAGUAAAAUCGCUUAAGCUCCAACCAUCUGAUGGUUUGGGAUCGAGUGAAGGUGGAGAAACAAAAAUCAAGGAGGGUCCGAAGAAGUGCACAGCCUGCAAGAAACGUGUGGGCCUGACUGGAUUUAAUUGCCGGUGUGGAAACCUUUUCUGUGCUGUACAUCGCUACUCGGACAAGCAUGACUGCUCAUUCAACUACCGAGAAGAGGCUCAGAAUGCAAUUGCUAAAGCAAAUCCUGUCGUCAAGGCAGAAAAGCUUGAUAAGAUCUAAGGGCAUACAAUGAAGCUCGAUCAUCUCGGUUACAGUGAGAUCUGCAUACAGUGCCUUUUCUUUCAAGAUGUCAGUCUUCUGUGUUGCUGUAUGAAUUGCUGGAGGAAUGAUGCAGUAGGGGCAUCCUCCUUGCACCCGCAAAAACUCUAUCUUCUUAUUGGAAAGGGUUUGCAUGUUGCAUCUGGUGUGUGAGCUUUAAGUUGUGCUGGUCUAGUAGACAAAUAUGUUCUCAUCAAGUAUGCUUCGGUUAUAAAAGUUGCUACCGCUGCUUCUAAA
Molecule: messenger RNA, 951 nt
Organism: Zingiber officinale
Lineage: Eukaryota; Viridiplantae; Streptophyta; Magnoliopsida; Zingiberales; Zingiberaceae
Product: zinc finger A20 and AN1 domain-containing stress-associated protein 8-like
Exons: 3
Coding region: 166-675 (169 amino acids)
Molecular function (GO): zinc ion binding; DNA binding
Source: RefSeq, a predicted model, not a curated record